This is a messenger RNA of Knipowitschia caucasica, 1002 nucleotides long. Lineage: Eukaryota; Metazoa; Chordata; Actinopteri; Gobiiformes; Gobiidae. The record is from the annotation of a GenBank genome assembly.
AUGCACCAGCCCCUCACUGACCCUCUGCAGGUGCUGAGUCCACAGGAGGUGCUGAGUCCACAGGAGGUGCUGAGUCCACAGGAGGUGCUGAGUCCACAGGAGGUGCUGAGUCCACAGGAGGAGGUGCUGAGUCCACAGGAGGUGCUGAGUCCACAGGAGGUGCUGAGUCCACAGGAGGUGCUGAGUCCACAGGAGGUGCUGAGUCCACAGGAGGUGCUGAGUCCACAGGAGGUGCUGAGUCCACAGGAGGUGCUGAGUCCACAGGAGGUGCUGAGUCCACAGGAGGUGCUGAGUCCACAGGAGGUGCUGAGUCCACAGGAGGUGCUGAGUCCACAGGAGGUGCUGAGUCCACAGGAGGUGCUGAGUCCACAGGAGGUGCUGAGUCCACAGGAGGUGCUGAGUCCACAGGAGGUGGUGUGUCCACAGGAGGUGCUGAGUCCACAGGAGGUGCUGAGUCCACAGGAGGUGCUGAGUCCACAGGAGGUGCUGAGUCCACAGGAGGUGCUGAGUCCACAGGAGGUGCUGAGUCCACAGGAGGUGCUGAGUCCACAGGAGGUGGUGUGUCCACAGGAGGUGCUGAGUCCACAGGAGGUGGUGUGUCCACAGGAGGUGCUGAGUCCACAGGAGGUGCUGAGUCCACAGGAGGUGCUGAGUCCACAGGAGGUGCUGAGUCCACAGGAGGUGCUGAGUCCACAGGAGGUGCUGAGUCCACAGGAGGUGCUGAGUCCACAGGAGGUGGUGUGUCCACAGGAGGUGCUGAGUCCACAGGAGGUGCUGAGUCCACAGGAGGUGGUGUGUCCAGUAAAAACACUUUGUUAUGAUACGGGUUUGUUCCAUCUCCGUCACAUCCUUAAGGGAGCAGGCGACAGCAGUGACCGGAGGAGGAAGGCAGGACCCCGGGAGGACACAGAGAGACGAGGGGGGGCUCUGGAGGAAGGCGCCCUCGUGUGGAUGAAAGCUGGAACUGCAGCUUGUUAUGUAAAUACUAGAGAUAAGAGAUGA